CUUUAAUUUGAGCGCUUUGUACUAGCUAAAGGGAGAAAACUCCAAUUAUACAAGAACGAGUAUUGCCUCUUGGACGAUUGUGCUUGUACAUCGUUACUCCUCCAACUGGUAAUCGGCCACGAUUUCCAAGCGACUAACGAUGGGAACCCCUGUCAAAGAUGUAAUACUUCCAGACAAUGCACCCAAGGAACUACUUCUUCAGAAACAUGCUGACUAUAUAGCGGCAUAUGGGAACAAGAAAGAUGACUAUGAAUAUAUUAUCACAGAGUAUUUGCGCAUGAAUGGCAUGUAUUGGGGUUUGACGGCCAUAGCACUUGCGAAUCAGCUUGAUAGGAUGGAUCGCACAGAAGUGAUCAGUUUUGUGAAAGCUUGUCAGACUGAGUGUGGGGGCAUGUCUUGCAGCAUUGGACAUGACCCUCACAUAUUGUCCACUCUGAGUGCAGUACAGAUUUUGACGCUGUAUGAUGCAGUUGAUGAAAUUGAUAUAGACAACCUUGUAAAAUGGGUUGUCAGCAUGCAGCAGGAAGAUGGCAGUUUCUAUGGUGAUAAGUGGGGUGAAGUGGACACACGAUUUUCCUUCUGUGCUACAGCAUGCCUCACACUUCUGGGCCGUCAAGAUGCUAUGAAUGUUGACAAAGCAGUAGAAUUUGUUCUUAGCUGUAUGAACUUUGAUGGAGGUUUUGGUUGCCGACCAGGCAGCGAAUCACAUAGUGGACAGAUCUAUUGUUGUGUUGGUUUCCUGGCUAUCACAGGGCACCUGCAUAAUGUGGAUGCUGAUCGCCUGGGUUGGUGGUUGUGUGAAAGACAGUUGCCAUCUGGAGGGCUAAAUGGUCGCCCUGAAAAACUCCCAGAUGUCUGUUACUCAUGGUGGGUCCUUGCUUCCAUGGCAAUCAUUGGGCGUCUUCACUGGAUUGACAAGGAAAAACUGAGGCGCUUCAUUUUAGCUUGUCAGGAUGAAGAAACUGGUGGGUUUGCAGACAGACCUGGUGACAUGGUGGACCCAUUCCACACACUGUUUGGGUUAGCAGGGCUGUCAUUGCUUGGAGAUAAGUCUGUGCUGCCUGUGAAUCCUGUCUACUGCAUGCCAGAGGAUGUGAUAAGAAAACUUAGUCUUAACAAUUAUGAAGUUGAUGAGAGAUAAGCCACUGAUGUCUACAGGACAAUGAGAGAUAGAAUUGAAAGGUGUAUGUGGAUGCAUGCAUGCAUGAUUAAGAGAAUAUGUGUGUGUAUUGCAAAAUUAGAUGUCAGUUUUCAUUUUGGGGACAUUUAUCCUUUGAAGCUUCUACUUAAGCACUUCAUUUGCCUAAAGACCACUUUAAGAACUGUUUUGACAAAAUGGCACGCUAGAAACAUAACUUGAAAGACUUGGAGCCAAUAAUUUCAUAAAGAAAAUUGACUGUGCAUUAUAUAUAUGAAUUGAACAUUUGUUUUUGAACCAUCCACGUCACUCCAGUGUUGUGGAGUUGCUUUUUCAGUUAUUGGAAUGUGAAGAGAUGGCCCACUCACACAAUCAUUAAAUAUAAACAGCAAAUUAUUUAAAGGAGAAGCAUUUUGCCUAUUCCACUGUGUAUGUAUGGUUUGUGUGGUUAGUUGCCAGUAUGUGUAUAUUUAUGCUCACUUGUUUUAACUACAAAUGACAAUGCUUCAUCUUGUUUAUUUGGUUGGAUACUGGCUUGUAAGAAAUAAAUUUUAAUCAGUCUGUUUUA
This is a messenger RNA of Pomacea canaliculata, 1706 nucleotides long. RefSeq names its product geranylgeranyl transferase type-2 subunit beta-like. Gene Ontology annotation, molecular function: Rab geranylgeranyltransferase activity. Gene Ontology annotation, biological process: protein geranylgeranylation. NCBI's taxonomy places the organism in Eukaryota, Metazoa, Mollusca, Gastropoda, Architaenioglossa, Ampullariidae. The record is from RefSeq and is a predicted model, not a curated record. Gene Ontology annotation, cellular component: Rab-protein geranylgeranyltransferase complex.